AUGUCUCUCAAGCCCAUCACAGUUUACGGCCAUGGCCCCGGCCCCAAUCCCUGGAAGGUGAUCAUGGUCCUAGAGGAGCUAAACAUUCCAUACACCCACGAGAUCGUCGAUUUCCCAGACAUGAAGAAAGAGCCAUUUGAAUCAAUCAACCCCAACGGCCGUGUUCCCGCAAUCAAAGACCCCAACACCGACAUCACACUCUGGGAAUCCGGUGCGAUUGUCGAAUAUCUGGUUGAGACAUACGACAAACAAAACACAAUCAGCUUUGCGACUGGUUCCAAGGACUACUACCUCGCCAAGCAAUGGCUGCAUUUCCAGGUGUCCGGCCAAGGCCCCUACUUCGGACAGGCGGUUUGGUUCACCCGAUUCCACUCCGAGAAGAUCCAGAGUGCGAUCGACCGCUAUGUCAAUGAAAUCCGUCGUGUGACAAGCGUGCUUGAACGCGCCCUCCAGGGCAAGCAGUACCUUGUUGGCGAUAAGUUCUCCUUCGUCGAUGCCGCUUUCGUCCCCUGGUAUCUUAUUGCCCCUUCUGUGUCCGGGAUCGAUAUGGAAAAGGAGUUCCCCAACACUGCGGCUUGGCUGAAGCGUGUGCAGGACCGCCCUGCCAUUGCUAAGUCGGUCCAAGAUCGGGCUGAGGCUAUUGCGAAGCACUGA
Penicillium soppii is the source of this 654-nucleotide messenger RNA. RefSeq names its product glutathione S-transferase family protein. The record is from RefSeq and is a predicted model, not a curated record. The coding region runs from base 1 to 654 and encodes 217 amino acids. The transcript has a single exon. Lineage: Eukaryota; Fungi; Ascomycota; Eurotiomycetes; Eurotiales; Aspergillaceae.